AUGUGGACUCGAGUGUUGAAACGCGAUCUUCCUCGCUACACGUCUGGCCUCUUCUCGACGGCCCAUUUGGCCUCGCUGGCCGCCAGCCUAUUGGCUGGUGGAUCCUCGGGGCCCCCGAUGCAUGGGCUCGAAGCGCAGGCCCUCUCCGCCAUCUGGUCCCAGCUCGGCAUCGGCCUCCCCUCCGGCUUGCCCCUCCUCGGCGCCCCCACCGGAGCUGCUCCGGCCUGCGCCCUGUCCGACCCCGGUUGGCACGGCAACCGGCCGGCCAGACCUAAACACCCAGUCAACUCGCAUCACCAACACCAACACCAGCAUCAGUCUGAUCCCGACCCCGAGACCGCGCAUGGGGCACGGAGUCAGGCGCCUGAGACCGGUGUUUUCACGGACUUCCUGUUGGCCAGUAUCAAAACGGAAUUCGAGCCGGUCACCAACCCGCCUGAAAGCGGCCUCAGCGACGACAGGGUCUGCAAUCAGGCUCUGACCGGCGCGAUUCCCGAGGCAGAUCGGCUGAUGGAGACCCACGCCACGGCAACAUCUGCCACCUCCUCUCAGAUCAGAGUCUUUCCAGCCUCCAUCGAGGUGCCCCUGUCGUCGACGUCGGCGUCGGCG
This is a messenger RNA of Protopolystoma xenopodis, 609 nucleotides long. The record is from the annotation of a GenBank genome assembly. NCBI's taxonomy places the organism in Eukaryota, Metazoa, Platyhelminthes, Monogenea, Polystomatidea, Polystomatidae.